Molecule: messenger RNA, 1921 nt
Organism: Nematolebias whitei (Rio pearlfish)
Lineage: Eukaryota; Metazoa; Chordata; Actinopteri; Cyprinodontiformes; Rivulidae
Gene: znf653
Product: zinc finger protein 653
Exons: 9
Coding region: 20-1921 (633 amino acids)
Biological process (GO): regulation of transcription by RNA polymerase II
Cellular component (GO): nucleus
Molecular function (GO): transcription coregulator activity
Source: RefSeq, a predicted model, not a curated record
GUCAGCUGUUGAAACCAAUAUGGCGCAUUGCCUGGGAGACGAAGACGGUGCUUUGGACACUCAGGGAGCCGGAGACCAAGGGGUUUUGAGGCGCUGCAGGGGACGGCCGAGGCUCACGGACUCCGACCGAGCCCAGAGACGUCUGGAGUCCCGGAAGAAGUACGACGUGAGGCGGGUGUACCUCGGAGAGUCCCACAAGCUGUGGAGCGAGCUCCGCAGGAGGACCAGCCUGAGUGAUGCUGGACUGGCGGAGUACCUCAUCCUGCUCAACUCCACGUACGGAGAGAAACACCGACAGAAACACUGCGGGUGGGAGCCUGAGCCCCUGCAGCCAUGCUGUCUGCACGAGAGCAAGCAGGGCAGGAAGCAGCGCGUGUCGAGCCUCCAGAGUCUGGUGUGUUGGUACCAGGAGCACUCGGGCUCCUGCCCCCACGAGCCCCAGCUCCAGGCCCUGGAGCCUCAGCCUGACUUUUCCACCGCUGCAAAGUGGCAGUGUGACUCAAAUCACUCGUUUGUGCAGUACCUGUUCUCUCCGCUGAGGGAGCCAAGUGACUCGGAGCCCGAGGAGAGAGGAGACGGGGACAGUGAUGAAGAGGGGAUGGAUAAAAUGGACACACCUCUGGAUAUAGAGUCCAUGAGCAGACAGAGGCGAAGAGAGGCUCAUCAACUGUAUAAAGACGUUGGACAGAAUGUUUCUGAGGAGCAGUGCACAGCCCUUAUCCAGACUGAAGAGGCCUCAGGUCUACACCGCAGGUCCAGCCCAGAGGCCUCCUCUGGGGGUGCUCCUCUGACCGGACAGCCUGCCUGGGAGGUGGAGAUGGUGCAGCAGCAGGGUUCCCUUACAGCAGCGCUGCACUCCAUCCCUGCAGAGGAUCUGAAGCAAGGCGAGGACGGAGGAGAGGGAGUGGGGGAGCAGCACAGAGAGGAGGGAAUCCGGACUGCGGGGCAUGGGUAUGAGCUGGAAUCCUUGGCAGAUGAAUUGGAGAAGACGGAUGAGGACUCGGUGCUUUCACAGAGCUUGAACGAUCCUGUCCCUCUGGGUGCUCAACAUGAGCUGUCCGUCCCGCCACCAGCUCAGGGUCAGACUGAGCUGUUCGACCCACAGACAGCUGUGACCAGCUGUGAGAUCCCUAACCAGAGGACGGCUUUAGAAGGCUCACAGCUAAUUAUCAUCACGGGUUCCAGCUACGAGGCUUUGGCGUCAGAAGGAAUCCAACUCAACAUGGGCAGCGGAAAUGUGGAGGAAGUCACCUGCACUGUCAUCGGAGGGCUCACCUACAACCAGGUGUGCACGCCGGACUCAAAUGUGCCAACAGCACCAGAUGAAGACUCCUUGACAGGUCUGAGUGACACUCAGCUGGAUCAGCCCGCUGUGGAGCAGAGCAGUAACCAAGAGCUGGACAGGAGUCUGAGCAGGUCCAGGAGGAGCAGACGAGGCCCAGUCGUCGAGGCGGACGGCAUGCUCAAGAUGUUCCACUGUCCAUACGAAGGCUGCAGUCAAGUCUAUGUGGCAAUCAGCAGCUUCCAGAAUCACGUGAAUCUAGUUCACAGGAAAGGGAGGACCAAAGUGUGCCCUCACCCUGGCUGUGGCAAGAAAUUCUACCUGUCCAACCACCUGCACCGCCACAUGAUCAUCCACUCAGGAGUUAGAGAUUUCAUCUGUGAGACGUGUGGGAAAUCAUUUAAACGUAAAAAUCAUCUGGAGGUUCACCGACGGACCCACACAGGAGAAACGCCUCUCCAAUGUGAGAUUUGUGGUUACCAGUGUCGGCAGCGAGCCUCCCUGAACUGGCACAUGAAGAAGCACACUCCAGAGGCUCACUACAACUACACCUGUGAGUUCUGCAGCAAGAGGUUCGAGAAGCUGGACAGCGUGAAGUUCCACAAGCUGAAGAGUCAUUCAGAGAAGCUGACCAGCUGA